This is a messenger RNA of Xenia sp. Carnegie-2017, 2287 nucleotides long. RefSeq names its product xaa-Pro aminopeptidase 1-like. Lineage: Eukaryota; Metazoa; Cnidaria; Anthozoa; Malacalcyonacea; Xeniidae. The transcript has 26 exons. The record is from RefSeq and is a predicted model, not a curated record. The coding region runs from base 125 to 2152 and encodes 675 amino acids. Gene Ontology annotation, molecular function: metalloaminopeptidase activity.
AUGACAGGUGAUUAGUUCGUAAUAUAAAACCAUUCUAACAUCUUUAUUUUCAACUGUUUCCUCAUAGACCGUUUUGCUUGAAGAUUAAAAUCGCAAUAACUUAUCAUUUGAUAGAAGGGCUGUCAUGUUAUCAAUAGCUAAUAUUUUAUCAUUCGUAGCUCUGUUUGCUGGUUGUUUUACCCUAGCUGAUACAAGAAACUGCGGAAAAUUUCCAGAGACCAUGGUGGACACGACUGCUCGUUUGGCUAAACUCCGUGAUGAGAUGCACCGUGAGAAUAUUCAAGCUUAUGUUGUUCCUUCGACAGACGCACACGGGAGCGAGUACAUUCGCAAACGCGAUAAGAGAAGAAAGUUUAUCAGCGGUUUCAGUGGAUCGGCAGGAACAGCCAUUGUGACGUUAAAGCACAAGGCUGCGUUGUGGACAGAUGGACGGUACUUUCUGCAAGGUGAAAUGGAACUUGAUUGCAAUUGGAUUUUACAAAAAUCAGGUCAACCUGGAGUCCUUACGAAGACCGAAUGGCUUAAACACGUGUUGAAAUCGGGAGAAAAAGUCGGCAUAGAUCCUUAUUUGAUCAGCAUAAACGGAUGGAAUGAUAUGGAAGCGGCACUGAAAAAGAAAGGGAUAGUUCUUGUCGGAAUCAAAGAGAAUUUGGUUGAUCGAGUUUGGACGGAGCGUCCCGGCGAAGAACUUUUGAAUAUCUCUGUUCAGGAGCUUUCUUACACAGGUAAAAAAUGGUCGAAGAAAGUGCAAGAAGUUCAGGAGGAAAUGAAAAAUGUCGAGGCAAGCGCUCAUGUUGUAAUGGAAUUGGACUCGAUUUCAUGGUUGUUGAACUUACGUGGUAAAGAAGUGCCGUAUAAUCCUGUCUUUUUUGCCUAUGUUGUUGUUAAGAAAGACGAAGUUUUAUUCUAUGUGAAGGAAACGAAGAUCUCACCUUAUGUACGAAAACAUUUGCAAUUGUCGAAUUGCCCGAAGAUUGCCAGUUAUUGCAUCAAAAUAAGGCCUUAUGACUCUAUCGCGAGUGAACUUUCAAUUUUAAGCAAGACUGCGAAUGCCAAACUUUGGAUUAGUCCUAAGGUUAACUAUGCUUUAAAACAAGAUGUUGAUGAUAGCAAGAUAUACCUCGAGUGGUCGCCUAUACGUUUGAUGAAGGCGAAGAAAAAUAAAGUGGAGUUAGACGGAAUGAGAAAGGCAAACCUGAAAGACUCCGUUGCUUUGACGUAUUUUUUUAUGUACGCUGAAAAAAGGGUCGCGGAGAAAGAUGAAUUUCUGACUGAACUUUCUCUUGAAGCAAAAAUGAAAGAAUUACGAAGUCAACAACCACUUUAUCAAAGUCUAAGUUUUCCGUCCAUUGUUGGUUUUGGUCCUAAUGGAGCGAUCAUUCAUUACAAACCAUCCAAUAAAACUGAUCGAAAAAUCACCGACGAAAGCACACUUCUUGUGGACACUGGCUCACAAUAUCUAGAUGGUACCACUGAUAUUACCAGAACGGUCCAUUUUGGAACACCAACAGCCAAGCAAAAAGAUGCCUUUACACGUAUAUUGAUGGGACAGAUUGAUCUUGCAAUGGCCGUCUUUCCAGAAGGAACACACGGCCGUUUUGUCGAUAUCAUAGCACGUCAACCCUUAUUUAAAAAUGGUUUAAAUUAUCGUCAUGGUACUGGUCACGGCAUCGGUUCUUAUUUGUAUAUCCACGAAGGUCCUGGUCGUAUUAACGCAGGCUGCCCUUUACCUUUCGAGAAACCAAUGUCACUGGGUUUUGUGUUUUCUGAUGAGCCCGGUUACUAUGAAGAUGGAAGUUUCGGAAUAAGAAUAGAGACGGCUGUUGUUGUUGUAAAUGCUUCAACUCCGAAUCGUUUCAAUGAUGUCGAUUAUUAUACCUUUGAACCAAUAUCUUACUUUCCAGUCCAAAGAAAAAUGAUCGACGAAACAAUUAUGAGUGACAGACAGAUAAAAUGGAUUGACGAUUAUCAUCAAAAGACUGCCAAGAUAGUUGGAGACGAGUUGUUAAGAAAAAGCAAAAUAAACGAAUAUCAUUGGCUGAUUGAGCAGACAAAGCCCAUUGGUGGAAGGAACGUUGGAUCGCAUGCUACUGUACUUGUAACAUCACUUUAUUUUACUAUCAUGUCAACUCUUCUGGCAUUUUCAUUUUAGGCAAUUUCAACUUGUUUUUAUCUUUUUAUUGUGCAAUGAUAGACAAUGAGUAGAUUAGAAAACGUGUCUAUUAAUCUCAGUUGAUACCAGUGAUUUAACUUGUUGCAUUAAUGAUUAAAUGUGUGGGUUUAUGUA